AUGGGAAAGCCAAAAACACUUGAUUCAUUCUUUAAGAAAAAAGAUGCGAGUCAAUUAAAAGUUAGUACUUGUACACAUUUAGAGAAACCUUUAGCAACGGAUCUCGAGGCUUUAGUGACUAAUGAGCGUCCCUCCAAAUGUCCAAGAAUUCAACCUGAAGAAAUGAAUGCUACCUUUUUGGAACGUGAUCCAGGAUUACGUCCGCAAAUAUGGGAAUUCCCUGUUAACUUACAAGAUGACAUUCGACGUGCUUAUAUUAGAGCCAAACCAUGUCAACCCAAGCUUUCGGAAUAUCCAUAUUCAGGAAUGGGUAAUAAUCGUCGCCGAUUUCAAGCCUCUUGGUUUGAGACAUACUCAACUUGGUUGGAGUACUCAAAAUCAAAGGAUGCUAUAUUUUGUCUUCCAUGCUAUGUUUUUGCUAAGAAACCAACAGGUCGUCCAGGAUCAGAUGCAUUUACAGGGAAAGGUUUUAACAAUUGGAAAAAGGCAAGCGAUGGGAUGAAUAGUUCUUUAAUGAGACAUGUGGGGAAAGAUCCAAAUUCACCACAUAAUAUUGCCGUGAAAUGUUGUGAGGAUCUAAUGAAUCAGUCAGGGCAUAUUGACAAGAUAGUUGAAAAGCAAACAUUACAAGAAACAAAGAAUAAUCAGUUGCGGCUCAAAACCUCUAUAGAUAGUGUUCAAUGGCUUACAUUCCAAGCAUGUCCCUUUAGAGGUCACGAUGAAAGCUCUGGCUCGAAAAAUCAAGGUAACUUCAUUGAAUUGGUAAAGCUCCUAGCAAGCUAUAAUGACGAUGUUGCUGGACUUGUCUUGGAAAAUGCUCCAAAAAAUGCCAAAUAUACAUCACCCAAAAUUCAAAAGGAAAUCCUACAUAUCAUUGCAAAUAAAGUGCGGGAUGCGAUUAGAAAAGAAAUUGGGGAUGCCAAAUUUUGCAUUCUCGUUGAUGAAGCUCGGGAUGAAUCAAAAAGGGAGCAAAUGGCUAUUAUUUUGAGGUUUGUUGAUAAAGAUGGUUUUAUUAGGGAGCGAUUCUUUCAUAUUGUGCAUGUUAAAGAUACUUCUGCAUCAACUUUGAAAAAAGAGAUAUGUGUUGUUCUUUCUCGUUAUAAUCUCCAAAUUGAAAAUAUUCGAGGCCAAGGAUAUGAUGGAGCUAGUAAUAUGCGUGGUGAAUGGAAUGGGUUACAAGCUUUAUUUGUUAGGGAUUGUCCCUAUGCAUAUUAUGUGCAUUGCAUGGCUCAUAAACUACAAUUAGCUUUAGUUGCAACAUCUAGAGAAGCCAAGCGCAUUCAUCAAUUCUUUAUCCAGUUGGCUUCAAUUAUUAAUAUUGUUGGGGGUUCUUCUAAACGUCAUGAUGACUUGCAAUCUAUUCAUGCUGUUGAACUUGAAAAUUUGGUUGCUUCUAAUGCAAUUGAGACUGGAAGGGGGAUAAACCAAAUUGACACUUUGCAACGACCUGGAGAUACUCGAUGGUCAUCUCAUUAUCAAUCUGUUUGUAGCAUGAUAAGAAUGUAUGGUGCAACUUGUUCAGUUAUCAACAAGAUCUCAAAUGAGGGAGUUAAUUAUUCUCAACGUGGUGAUGCUGAAGCGGCUUACAUGAUAUUAACAUCAUUUGAAUUUAUUUUGAUAUUGCAUUUGAUGAAAGAAAUUAUGGGACUCACAAAUAUGCUUUGCCAAUCUUUGCAACAAAAGUCACUAGACAUUUUAAAUGCCAUGAGUCAAGUUUCAACUACACAAUCACUCAUUCAAAAGAUGAGAGAUGAUGGGUGGGAGCCUUUGCUUACUACUGUUAAAUCAUUUUGUGAAGAAAAUGAUAUUGAUAUUCCUGAUAUGAAUGCUCAUUACACUAGAGCUCGAGGUAGAUCUUGUCGUCAAGAUGAAGGGUCUCCAACAACAAUGGAGCAUCAUUUUAGAGUUGAUAUAUUUACUGCUGCAAUAGAUUUCCAGUUACAAGAAUUGAAAAAUAGAUUUAAUGAGCAGGCUGUGGAACUCCUCAUUCUUAGCGUUGCUUUAAGCCCUAAAGAUGCAUACAAAUCAUUUAAGAUUGAUGAUAUAUGUAAGUUAGCUGAGAAGUUUUAUCCUCGAGAUUUCACCGAGCAAGAAAAAAUUUGUUUGAAAUUUCAGUUGCAGCAUUAUAAGCUUGAUGUGCCAAAGCAUCAAGAUUUUCAGAAUAUGUCUACAUUAUCUGAGUUAUGCAGAGGAUUGGCAGUUUCAGAAAAAUCAAAGAUCUAUCCUUUGAUUGACAGAUUGAUUCGCCUAGUGUUGACUCUCCCUGUUUCUACUGCAACUACAGAAUGA
Molecule: messenger RNA, 2289 nt
Organism: Corylus avellana
Lineage: Eukaryota; Viridiplantae; Streptophyta; Magnoliopsida; Fagales; Betulaceae
Source: RefSeq, a predicted model, not a curated record